Ceratina calcarata is the source of this 808-nucleotide messenger RNA. RefSeq names its product thymosin beta cib (gene cib). The record is from RefSeq and is a predicted model, not a curated record. Gene Ontology annotation, molecular function: actin monomer binding. Gene Ontology annotation, cellular component: cytosol. NCBI's taxonomy places the organism in Eukaryota, Metazoa, Arthropoda, Insecta, Hymenoptera, Apidae. Gene Ontology annotation, biological process: actin filament organization. The transcript is spliced from 6 exons. The coding region runs from base 282 to 782 and encodes 166 amino acids.
ACAGAAAGAAAUAGAAGGGAGAGAAAGAGAGAGAAAGAGAGGGCUUCGUCUGGUAUGAGUCAUUUCAGCUCUCAGUGGUUCACAAACUUUUUUAAUUGCGAAUACUUGCUGGUCGAGGUUCGUCUUUAAAUUGAUCCAGCAAUCCCUUGUUCGAAGUAAUACAUAUACACUUUCGCGAGGUUCAAAGUAUGUUAAUAGUCCUGUGAACGUUGAUUCUGCGUCGCUGCUCUAAUAACUGUAAAACGUAAAAGUGCGAUUGAGGAGUACAACACAUUGUCAUCAUGUCGAGUCCGUCGUUGAAAGACCUGCCAAAAGUAGCCUUAGACUUGAAAAGCGAGUUGGAAGGUUUCAAUCAUGGAUGCAUGAAGAAAGCCGCGACCGCGGAGAAGAAUGUGUUACCUUCUGCCGAAGACGUGCGACAAGAACGACAGCACACUGAAUUAAUCCACGAUGUGGAGUCGUUUAAACCAGAUCAGUUGAAACACGCCGAUACGAAAGAGAAGAUUAUUUUGCCCAAUGCCAAAGACGUAGCCGCGGAAAAGACUCAGCAAACGCUGAUGUCCGGUAUCGAGAAAUUCGACCCGGCCCGUUUGAAGCAUACCGAAACUCAAGAAAAGAAUCUGCUACCUGACAAGGACGCGAUCCAACAGGAGAAGGGAAAGCAGCAGCUGAUCUCUGGUAUCGAGAAUUUUGAUCCAGCGAAACUGAAGCACGCGGAAACGCUUGAGAAAAAUCCGUUGCCUACCAAAGAAGCGAUCGCCGCUGAGAAAAUAGCUGCUUAAGAAAAGCUUUUACAAUGGAAAAGACG